This is a messenger RNA of Linum tenue, 984 nucleotides long. The record is from the annotation of a GenBank genome assembly. NCBI's taxonomy places the organism in Eukaryota, Viridiplantae, Streptophyta, Magnoliopsida, Malpighiales, Linaceae.
GGGGUCGCUGUUGUUAGGAUUGUUUGGCUGAGGGUUGAAUUCAGUCAUCUGCCGGAAGAUGCAUCACAGGAGGUUAUAGAGCAGUUUGCACGAGCUUAUGCUCUAUCUCUGAUUGGAGGUGUACUUUUCCCGGAUCGGUCUGGAUCUACGGUGCACCUACAGUACCUGCUUCUGAUUGAGGAUUGGGAGAGGGCUGGAGGGUUCGCCUGGGGAGCUGCUGUUUUAUCCUACCUGUCCCGUGAGAUGGGUAGGUCGACUUUGCACAUUACGCAUACCGGCACUUCUCUAGCCGGUGAGCUUGGUGGAUGGGUCGCCCUACUGCAGUUCUGGGUGUGGGAGCGAUUCCCACAUCUGGCACCUCGAGAUUCAGAGACGAGGGCACAUCCACGUGGUCUUCGAUGGCUUUCGGCCAGCAGUCGUCAGUAUGGUGACCAGCUAUUCCAGUACAAGCUGUUGUUUGACGCGAUGGACACCGUGGUGUGGCAACCUUACCGUGAGAGAGCACUUCAUCUCAGAGGUAGUGUGAUACAGUCUGAGACAUUUCGAGCAAUAGUGCCACUUAUCUGCUUUUCAUCGGUGAUGUGGCAUCAUCCAGACCGCGUGCUCCAGCAGUUUGGCAUGAGGCAACAUGAGCCUCAUCAGCCACAUCCUGAGAGUGAGGUUAGGUUUUUUCUUCGCCAGGCUACUCGUGGGCCAUCGCGUGGGCAGCAGUUGGUACACGCCUCCAAAGAGUCGCUUGAUUUUUGGAACCGUCGACACGAGUUUGUAGCGACAUCUUCAUACACUGAUGAGGAGUUAGCCUACCACUCGGAGCAUAUGGAGUGGUAUAGAGAUGUCACCAGACGUUCCGGCACACGGAGAGGAGCUGUAGCGGAGGCAUUGUACGACACUAUCGAGCAUGCUGAGGUGAGUUUGCGUGACGGUGGGAGGGCUGGAGGGCUGACCCCUGACCAGUGUGAGGACUUGGCCAACUUUAUGGCGCCC